Cryphonectria parasitica EP155 is the source of this 264-nucleotide messenger RNA. RefSeq lists its product as uncharacterized. Lineage: Eukaryota; Fungi; Ascomycota; Sordariomycetes; Diaporthales; Cryphonectriaceae. The transcript has a single exon. The coding region runs from base 1 to 264 and encodes 87 amino acids. The record is from RefSeq and is a predicted model, not a curated record.
AUGUUGAACAGAAUCAACAAAUCCUGUAUUCGCAAAUCUUCUUCCGUUCCAAAAAGUAUCCAAGAUCAAAACUUCUUGGUUUCUCGCUUUUUGGAAAAUUUUAUCAAGAUGCUUAUCUGUUCCUAUUGUGAGGAGCGUGAUUUUGGGUUCUGCAAGGUAUUCUCUGGAGACUCUUCUUGUUGUAUUGAAUGCAUUCAAUUGGGCUGCUCCAAGUACGAUGUUAUAAGCUCUUCUUUCGAGGAGCUUUGCAAUAUUGCUAUCUAA